This is a messenger RNA of Harpegnathos saltator (Jerdon's jumping ant), 7584 nucleotides long. RefSeq lists its product as uncharacterized. The transcript has 9 exons. NCBI's taxonomy places the organism in Eukaryota, Metazoa, Arthropoda, Insecta, Hymenoptera, Formicidae. The record is from RefSeq and is a predicted model, not a curated record. Gene Ontology annotation, molecular function: microtubule binding. Gene Ontology annotation, cellular component: endoplasmic reticulum membrane; endoplasmic reticulum tubular network; cytoplasmic microtubule. Gene Ontology annotation, biological process: endoplasmic reticulum tubular network organization. Bases 2107 to 4647 code for a protein of 846 amino acids.
UAGGGAGACGUACAAUAAAAAUUGGACGUAAAGCUCGAUAGAGGCGCGCGUACCUGGCAAAAUUCACUCGAACGAGAGUACGAGGACCCGCAGGAUAUAGCGGAUCCAGUCCGGGCUCUCAAGGAGCAAGAGAGACGGGGAGAAGCAGGAAGCGAGCGCGCACAAGUAGAAUAGAGCGGGACAAACAGGCGGUAUAAAAGUCACAGGAUCCUUCUUUACGAGAUAUCAGCUCGAUAGAUAAUCUCACGGCGGCGCGGCGGUCGCCGUCGGAGGAGACCGCGUCCUGGACAUUCAAUUUCGUAAAUGGCAGCCGGAAUUGCGUCCGCGUCCGCGUCCGCGACGCUCAUAAAUCUCGCCGGGGCGUUAUCGCGCGAUUGCCAGUCGGCUAGCUCCUUCGGCUCCUGAUACGUCGCGAAUCGAAAAGCCGGCGAAUACGUGUCGGUCCGCCGCGUGGUAACCGGAACCGGAAGCAGCCGGGCGUGAAUAACGCCGUGAACCAUCGCGUUCGCCGCCGUCGACGCCGCCGCCGCCGCGAUCGCAAACGCGAAGCUCGCGGACUGCGCAUUAGGGACGCCCUGUUACGCAAUGCACGGAUAGCGACAUUGGUGACAAUCAUCGAAUUACCUGCGAGUGCACCGCGAUCGCCCGCAGUUUCGCGCGAUACUCCGCGCGAACGGAGGCUUUGUGCGGCUCGGCGAUCGUAUUCCCGGCGUAAACGUCGAACGGUGUCGCGUGCUCGCGCAUGAAAGAACGCUCGAUUACGAGCCGGUGAUUCGAAACCGGUAUUAAUCGCGGUGAGCUCGAGAUCUCUAAUGUUCGCGGGCCGCGCGAGAAGGAACCCCGCCUCGUCGUCGUCGUCGUCGUCGUCGUCGUCGCGAGAUUGUCACGAGUGACGCGAGACGACGCAUUUUUCCCCGGCGAUCUUCGCGUCGCUCUCGCCUGCCGCCUGGUCGCCCGCGAUCCGAGGACAAUCGUCGCGAACGUGUUAAUUAAUCAGCACGCCCGUCUGACGUAGCCAAGUGACUCGGCGGAUCGCGUGAAUGCCGCCGUUGUUGUCGCACGCGCGCGGGAACUUGCGCUCCGCUCGGGAGCGGCGGAAUCGGAGCGGCUGGAAGAGGCAAAGGUUUCUGCCGAACGCCCGCGCGCCGUCUGUGAUGGAAUUUCAUUAACCGGCAAAAGUAACGCGACGACGUUAGUUCCGAAAGUUGUAAACAUCGUUACGCUGCAUUAUUCGCGGUUUAUUUCCCCGGGGCUCCCUCAGAAGAGACACCGAGAGCGCUGUCAAAACUUCCUCCCGAGAGUGAGAGAGAGAUAGAGAGAGAGAGAGGGAGAGGGGCGGGAGGGAAAGAGAGGAAGAGAGACCGGGGUAUUUGCAUAUGUCGAGUUCAGAGAAACGACGUUCGCGAGAGCGACGUUCCUCGCGCGCCUUGUUCCAGCGGAUGUUCCAAAUGGUGUCCUUUGGAGGUACCGAUACUCUCGGCGGCUUGUGCUCCCGGGCGGUGUCUCGCGGGAUCCUCCUCACGAGCGACGAUACCAAAGCGCAAAGUUCGUUCGAUUGAAAUACGUAAAUGCGAGGGACGCGUCGAGUCGCGUCAACAAUCGUGGUCGAUCGCGGUCCUUAUUCCGACAAAGCUCGGCCGACGCGAGAUCUAGGUUGGCGCAUAUAAUUAACUCGCCUCCCUGGCACGUACGGAUGACCCAGUGAUCGCGCGCGCAGAACGGUCGUGGACAUUCUAAAUACAUCGGUUCGCUUUUAGCCCUUUGUCCAAAAGAAACAUUCCGAGCGCCGGCUUGCAUUAUACGUAGAAAUCGUGUCCUCGAGUGCUUUGCUCCCCCUUAUUUAUAGACACGUUCUUCGACCCAUCUUGUAUCGAACGUAACAGAAGCAGCGGGCUUAAUAAUUCAACGAAGCACCGAUGGAAUUUUCAGAUCAAGUCAACAACUGCUGUAGUCGGCGGUCAGUUCUACGAGGGAUCUGAGGAUCAGGAUUCAAGAUUCCACGAUUAGAAAGGAAAUUUUCUCAAGAGAAAAGAAGAGAGAGAGAGAGAGAGAGAGAGAGAGAGAGAGAGAGAGAGAGCUACAUCGGCUGAUAAAAUCGGCUAUACGAUGGAAUCGAAAGAAAAACUGCAAUCGAUGACGGACGUCCUCGAGAGGGACAGUUCGCGGUCGAAGGACCUGUCGGUCGUGGCGAUGCGAAAGACGGGCACCUGCGAGAUUUUGGCACGGCAGGCGAUGGCUUGGUGCCGUUACUGGCUGCUAACGUUUCCCGUUACGAUGACGUUGAACAACAUCGGCUUUUUGGCGGUGUCCCUCGCGAUAGUGUUGCCGCGGUCCAUCAUUUACAGGCUCGUGUAUCCGAUUUUCAGAUUGGUCUUCGGCACUCUCUACCCGGCGUACGCUUCUUACAAGGCGGUGCGCACCAAGAACGUCAAGGAAUAUGUCAAAUGGAUGAUGUACUGGAUCGUGUUCGCGCUGUUCACCUGCGCGGAAACCUUCACCGACGUCUUCUUUAGUUUCUGGUUUCCGUUUUACUAUGAGAUUAAGAUCAUCCUGGUGCUCUGGCUGCUGAGCCCGGCCACUAAGGGCUCCAGUAUCCUUUACCGGCGCUUCGUGCAUCCGGCGUUAAUCCGCCGCGAGGCUGAGAUCGACGAGGCCCUCGCACGCGCGACGGAACAGGGUUACACGGCGGUGUUGCAUCUCGGCACUAAGGGCGUGAAUUAUGCCACCACGGUCCUCAUGCAGACCGCGAUCAAGGGCGGCGGCGGGCUGGUGCAGCAAUUGAGGAAAAGUUACAGCCUCAGCGACCUGACCGGCGAGAAGGAGGACGAAAAUAGAAACACACCCGACACGCACGACGAGACGGACGUUCAAGCGGAACCUCGUCGAAGAGAGCACGUCGGCAGGAGGGGCUAUAGUCCUCGCAGGACCCAGUCCAGCAGCAAUCGAGUAGAGAUGUACUUCUCCGAGGUGGAUGUCGAUGUUCGACAGCCAAGGCCUAGAGAACCCGUAGCUAGUUUAACAAAUAUAAGGUCUUCGGACGACAUAUCUAGUGGAUACAGCAGCGGCGAGGCGCUGCAGUCUCAUCGCGCGGCCUCUCAGGGUGACUCGUUAGUGAGAACGUCGAGCGUGGGCGCGAGAACGCGCUCGAAGCCUCGUUCCGCCACGAAGAAGACGCCAGAAGACAGGGACGAGGAUUUCGACCGCAUCGAUCUUUCACUUCCCGAAAACACUUCCCUCCCGUCGUCCCUGAAUGCCCUUACUCCCGAGCAAGCUGUCGAGCUCUUGCUGUUGCUCUCUCGGAACAAAUCGGAAGAUGGUCAGACCGUCGCGCGCGCCGAUGGAACCGCGGACGCGAAUCGAUCCGCGGUGAAAAUAGACGAGCACGAGUCGCCGCCGCCGCCGCCGCCGCCGUCGUCGUCGUCGUUGUCUUCAACGGAAUCAAGCGGACCCGCAUUCGUCGACGCGGACUUUCCUCGAGCGGACGUCCGGACGGUGCAGACCAUAGAAAUCGAGAAUAUCUCGACGGAAAACCUGUCGAUAGUCCGGCCGGGUCCGGACACUUCCGCGAGAAGAGAAUCCGAUCCGCGACGAGACGAGGCCGACCGGCCGAUCGAAUACAUCGACGACGGCGAGGUGAAGGGUGAAGGGCGAGCGGUCUCAGCAUCAUCCGCAAAGACCGACGUAAGCAGCGAUGGUGAACACGUCACCGAUGAGAUCUGCCAACAGAGAUUCGACGAGCUGAAGCAGUUGUUGAGCGAUGCGCACCGAGCGGUGACCGGCAUCGUAUCGUCGCGAGAAAGCCUGAACGUGACCGAUCAAGGUAAGAAACGCGACGAGAGCGUGCCGGGGACGCAGGCCGACGACGAGCCUGUGAGCGGCCGCGCUCGCCACGACGUCGCCGCGGCCCAGCGUCCCGUCACACCAAGUUACACCCUCGACGAGGAUAACCGCGCCGGGAAGUAUCAUAAGAAACCGGCGCCCAAGGCGCCGCUGGCGAGCCAGGAGGACGACGUUAACGAGAACGAGCCGGAGAACGCGCUGAAGGCCACCCUGGUCAUCAAGACCGGCACGUUGAGAACAUUUUCCAACGCGGACGUCACGAAGGACGUUUUCCUGGCGCACGCGCCAGCGAAUAGCUCGGCGAAGAAGAAGAAAAAGUCCGGCAAACUGCGCGCUAAGGAGAGCUUCUCCAAGCUGUUGACGAUCCCGAGGAACAUCUUCCACAGCGCCUUCCACAAGGAGCAGAACGAGUCCUCCUCCAAGGAGGAGGACUCCAGCUCCAGCACGUUGUCCGAGACCAGCGGCUCCGCGUCGCGCUCGGGUAGCGUCAGUAGCUCCCAACUGUUUGUGGACACGUCCGCGAAAAUGUCAAGCUCCUCGAAGCAGGAAGCCGACGUGGAGGAAAUCCCGCUGAGACCGGAGCGCGAUGACGAAGCCGGGGACCCCGGCAAGAGCGUCGACCGCGAAACAGCUGCACCUGGGAUCGUAACUCGCAAUAAAGCCGAGACAGGUCUCGACAAAAUUGGAAGCGACAAGGCGGAGGACGAGCGCGCGACAGAGAAGCUCGGGGAGAAAAGUGCCGGGAAUAAAACCAACUCGGAGCGAUCUCUUCAUGACGGCAGAAAAGAGAUCGUCACCGACAUUUAAGAGCGCCUCGCGCGGCAGAAUCGCACCCGGACGCGGUCCAAUAAUUAUUCACUGCGUGUACCCGUUUUGUCUGAUGAUUGUCUUCGAAGUGCGAGAAGAGCUUGAUCCCUUUCCUCCGUCUCCUCUUACCCGUCUCGUCGCCCGCACCGACCUCUCCUCCCCUCUCACUUUGUCUUAAUCGGAAAUCCAGGCAGAAGAGAUGGACUGAUCCGUCUAAGAUCAUAACGAGUUUCGCUACCCUGCCUCGUAGUAAGAAGACCAGUAAGAAGAAAGUGGCAUGAAACCUACCCGCUGCUGACCACAUCAAGGAAUAAGACCAAGCCUCUUCCUGGAGGUAGGAUAACGGAGGAUAAAAAAGAAAAAUUCUUCGUCGGCGUGUCGAAUCUGAUUUUGCAGAGCGGAUUCGCACGGGCACACAUGGGUCAGCAGCGAUUCAUAGCGAGAUCAAGCGAAAGGCGCGAUGUGUACACAACUAAAUGUCUCGGGCACCAGUAUUUCUCUUGAUUCAGCCUUCUACGACUGCGUCGACUUAAUUUCCGAAUCGUUAAUCUCUCAUCGUGUACGGGGGAAAAUUCGGUUCUCCUCUCCUCGCCCUGAUUUAUUCUCGAGCUUAUAUCGGCGGAUGAGGCGCAUGAGGCCAGCCGUUGCGAUGGCCUCGCAUCAUUUCCCGAGGGGAAAAGGCCGCGUAUGAAAAAUAUAUUUCUAUCAAAAUCCGCCUGGCCGGGUCGCGAUAACAUCGUUGCUCACAGUCAUCCCGAAAUGUUGUUACGUUCGAUGAUUUUGCCGUGUGUACGUAUCCAACCCAAACCUCGUGAGUGAGUUUUAGCUUUUAUAUGAUAACGUUUCGGUAGCGCUGGUAGUUGGAGAACUCGAUACAUAUUGCACGCAGUGUAUCUGCUUACGAAUAGGCUUUGAUUAUAACGUAACGAAACUUGCCAUACUCGCGGUGUAGUGGCGAACGACGUAGAAAAUAAAAUAACGGCUCGUUAUUCCUGCGUUCCCGCGAACGAGAUCGACGGCGACGGCCGAGCGGGAGAGCGAUCGUCGCGGAAACGAUCGAGGAAUCUUGCGUACAGAGCGACUGCGAAAUUACGUAGAACGACUUUGAUAAUAUCGUAAUCGAAAUCAAGUCUAGUCAACGGAGAAAAUGGAUAGAGAAACUCAGGCCGUACUGAAGUAAUAGUGCCACACGAUCGACCGCAAUUCCCCUUUGUUACCGAGUAGUAAUCGCUCGACGGACUGUGUCUACGGUAACUACGGUUGUGCGGUGUGCUUCGCGAGAGAGAGAGAGAGAGAGAGAGAUUGCGCGAACUGUAUUAGCUUGAAUUGUGCGUCGCGAAAGUUCGAAGGCUCUAGGAGCGGCGCGAACUUCUCGCGGGCCGUAGGGAGGUAACACGAUCCUGCGUAAGGACCAACGAUUUGUCGUGAUUAAGUUGGGACAAAUUGCAUUAGCGACAUCGUUAAUGUUAACGUUUUGUGAAAUAAUUAAUCCGUUCUUCGUGCACUCGUAAUUCCCGAAAGCGUCGUACUAACGUGCACUUUGCUAGCGAGUAUCGUAUGGACACACACACUGUACCGUCUAACUUUUUCGUAUCGAUUUGACCGCGUUUGUAAUUUAGGAUUUAUCUUGCUUGGCUCGUUACGCACGAAGUAAACGUUCACCCUGACUAAUUUUCACGAUUACACUUCUCGUAAUCUCGCGUGUCGGGCGUCAUGUAUUCUUCAGCACUUUUAGCAUUUGACAGAGGCACUUCUCAAUUGUCGCUAAAAUCAAGGAAUUAAAAAACUGUGAUUGGUUUGGUGUUUGAGAGGCUCUCUAGAGGCUCAUGAACGUGCGAAAUUGGAAAUUGUACGAGCGACUCUUGUGACAAAGUUGUGACGCAAAAGAGUACAUGAUGCCUGACGCGCAAUUUUAUAUCUUCUCGUUAUACAGCGGACGAUUUUGUAGAAAGACUUACGCACAAGUGCUAUGAUUAUUUCAAAUUUAAUUAGCAUACGUUGACGAAUCUGUAUAGUUUAUCGUGCCGUACUUUAUAAACGUUCGUUGUGUAGCUUAGGCAAAAUUAACAGUAUCGCAUAAUGUGAAUAUAGAAAAAAGAAAAAAACGGGAAGAAGAAGAAAGAGAAAAGGGCGCGGGACGUGGCGUUAAUUUAUAUUAGUUGAACACUCGAUGAGCAGGAUAUACUCGAUUUGUUACUCGACUAACGAUUGUUGAUUUUACGUGUACAUGUUCUAAGCGAAGUUCACGAUGUAUAAUCGGUAAAGCAAAAUGUAGCAAAUGCUUCGAUUCACUUUGCGAAGUGUAUGUAAAAAUCGUGUAAAUGUAAUCGAUACGAAGGAACGACUGUAUCGUUACCCACGCGCAUGUAUACGCGCGGAAUAGAUAUUUUUAUCGAAAGCAAAUGUAACAAUAUUCGCCCGAAAUGAAGAUAACACAUUUGCUGCAUUUUACUUGCAUCUUCUAAUGCGACUCGUUGAGAAACAAUAAUUCGUACUUGUCCCGAACUUUAUAUGUGCGAACGUAUGUGAUAAAAGAGGAAGAUGGAGAGUGCACAUGUAUGUAUGUGUGUGUGUGUGUGUGUGUGUGUGUGUCAUGUGCGUGAAUGUGAGAAAAGAAGCUCAACUACAAAUCUCUACUGAAUACAGUCGGUUUCCUAGAUCUUGUAUAUCACUUGUUCUUUGUAAGUAUUACGCCUCUGGCGCAUAAAUUGUGUGUCCUGAGCUAUUAUGGUGCUGCGAACUUUAUAAUUUGUUUUACCAAUUAUAUAUCUCCUCAGCGGAUAUAAGGAUAUGAACACAUUCGAGAAUACUUUUAAUGCAAAGUUACUCUCUGCUCCUGGGGUUCUCGAAGAAUUACCGAAGAUGCGAUAUGAGAUUGGUUUAGCGGUACUUCAGUUCAGAUAUAGUGUAGUAAAUAAAUGAUAUUGAAGUACGAUA